Messenger RNA from Helianthus annuus (common sunflower), 543 nucleotides. RefSeq names its product histone H3.2-like. Lineage: Eukaryota; Viridiplantae; Streptophyta; Magnoliopsida; Asterales; Asteraceae. The record is from RefSeq and is a predicted model, not a curated record. The transcript has a single exon. Gene Ontology annotation, cellular component: nucleosome. The coding region runs from base 52 to 462 and encodes 136 amino acids. Gene Ontology annotation, molecular function: structural constituent of chromatin; DNA binding; protein heterodimerization activity.
UUCUAAACAAUUCAAACAUCAACCAAUCGCAUAUUAUUCAAACAUCAAAAAAUGGCGCGAACAAAGCAAACCGCCCGCAAAUCAACCGGUGGAAAAGCUCCUCGGAAACAAUUGGCGACAAAAGCCGCCAGAAAAUCAGCUCCGGCUACCGGAGGAGUGAAGAAGCCGCACAGAUUCCGGCCAGGAACCGUUGCGUUGAGAGAGAUCAGGAAGUACCAGAAGAGCACUGAGCUGUUGAUCCGGAAGCUUCCGUUUCAACGUCUGGUGAGAGAAAUCGCACAGGAUUUUAAGACCGAUUUGAGGUUUCAGAGCAGUGCGGUUGCUGCGCUUCAAGAGGCGUCUGAGGCGUAUCUGGUAGGGUUGUUUGAGGAUACGAAUUUGUGUGCGAUCCAUGCUAAGAGAGUUACAAUUAUGCCAAAAGAUAUGCAGUUGGCUAGGAGGAUUAGAGGUGAGAGGGCUUAGGUUUUUGUGUUGAUGAUCAACUGUAUUUUGUACUUUUAAAUGUUAAAUUAAUGAAAAUGACUAAUGUUUUCUUGCAUAAAA